Molecule: messenger RNA, 1611 nt
Organism: Acaulospora colombiana
Lineage: Eukaryota; Fungi; Glomeromycota; Glomeromycetes; Diversisporales; Acaulosporaceae
Source: the annotation of a GenBank genome assembly
AUGAAGUAUAUACUAGUAUCAGGUGGUGUUAUUUCCGGUAUCGGAAAGGGCAUAUUUGCCUCGUCCUUGGGUGUGUUGUUGAAAACUAUCGGUCUAAGGGUGACAGCGAUAAAGAUAGACCCAUACAUGAAUAUCGACGCGGGAACAAUGAGCCCCAUUGAGCACGGUGAAGUGUUUGUGUUGGAUGAUGGUGGUGAGGUAGAUUUAGAUCUGGGGAAUUACGAACGUUUCCUAGAUGUAACACUCACCAGAGACAAUAAUAUCACCACCGGAAAAAUCUACCAGCAAGUCAUUCAAAAAGAGGUUCCGCACAUCACCGACGCGAUCCAAGAAUGGAUCGAACGUGUCUCCAUGGUGCCCGUCGACCAUAGCGGCGAAAGGCCGGACGUCUGCAUCAUCGAGUUGGGCGGAACAGUUGGCGACAUCGAAUCUGCCCCAUUUGUCGAGGCCAUGCGUCAAUUUCAAUUCCGGGUGGGACACGAAAACUUUGCCUUGGCUCACGUAUCGUUAGUGCCGGUCACCGGACCAGUCGGCGAACAAAAGACAAAGCCUACUCAGACCACCAUAAAAGAGUUGAGGGCCUUGGGAUUAUCUCCUGACUUGGUUAUUUCCGUUCGCGAUGUGGCGUCCACCUAUAACGUUCCAUUGUUAUUGAAGGAUCAAGGCGUCUUGAACUUUUUCCGAAAAAGGCUUGGUCUAGAUUGCGUACACAUUUCUACCGAUCAGAUCAUAAGAGGCGAGAGUAUAUUAGCUGAGUGGACUAAACUAACAGAUGAGCACAAUCGACUUAGCGAACCGGUCACAAUAGUAUUGGUGGGAAAAUAUACCAAUCUUCAAGACUCAUAUCUUUCCGUUAAAAAAGCGUUAGAACACUCGGGUCUAAAAUGCGAGCGAAAAUUAAUUCUCAAGUGGGUGGAUGCAUCUCACUUAGAGAAAGAACAUGAAAAAAUAAACAUCGAUGAAUGUCGGGAAGCUUGGCAAACACUUUCGUCUGCCAACGGAAUUUUGGUUCCCGGCGGUUUCGGAAACCGCGGGACGGAAGGCAAGAUCGCGGCCGCGAAAUGGGCGCGUGAAAACAAAAUUCCCUAUCUAGGAAUUUGCCUUGGAUUACAAAUUGCUGUGAUAGAAUUUGCACGUAACGUUUGCGGGAUGAAAGCCGCAAACUCGGAAGAAUUCCAAGAAGAGGGUGUCCACGUCAUAGUUAACAUGCCUGAAAUAUCUACAACUCAUCUCGGAGGUACCAUGAGGUUAGGUGUACGUCCAACCAUUUUCCAGGAGGGCACAGAGGAUUGGUCAACAACUCGUAAGCUUUAUGAGGUCAUGAACUCCGUGUCCGCUGAAACCAAUCAAGUUUUGGAACGCCACCGACAUCGAUACGAGGUUAAUCCCAAGUUCGUGCCAACCUUCGAGGCAAAUGGAUUACGCUUUGUCGGCCGCGACGAGACGGGACAGAGAAUGGAGAUAAUGGAACUCCAAGGUGAUCCUUUGAUCUAUCGAUUGCUUUAUUUCCUAGUUUCGUCCUCUCAAACCAUCAGCACCAUUCCUUGGGUUUGUGGUGGCGUCUGCCGGAUUAUCACUGGAUUCCGUAUUAAAGAACUAAUCGAAAUUUAG